Molecule: messenger RNA, 2962 nt
Organism: Oncorhynchus kisutch (coho salmon)
Lineage: Eukaryota; Metazoa; Chordata; Actinopteri; Salmoniformes; Salmonidae
Product: CREB3 regulatory factor
Exons: 10
Coding region: 358-1800 (480 amino acids)
Biological process (GO): response to unfolded protein; regulation of transcription by RNA polymerase II
Cellular component (GO): nucleus
Molecular function (GO): DNA-binding transcription factor activity, RNA polymerase II-specific; RNA polymerase II transcription regulatory region sequence-specific DNA binding
Source: RefSeq, a predicted model, not a curated record
CCCAAAUAUAUUUUGCAUCGAUAUACCAGAGGACCACAACAUAUCAUUAAUUCUUGUAAUUUGUGCGGUCUUGUGGAGAAGAACAUUGGUUUAUGUGGAUGUCACUUUGUUCCCCUGAUUGUAACUGCUGGAACAGUGGACGGCUGCUGGCUUCCAGAGCGCUCGCUGUCAGAACCGCGGGGCUGCGCGUUGACAGAUGACGGGGGCGCGCUUCAACAUCGGAAAAUGUGACACACCGUCCAUGCAGGAGAUGAUGUGAACUCUGACCUCUGGCGGUUGGUGUACUGAUGAUGACGAAGCUAACCGUACUAAACUUUUGACCCAUCCAACUGCCUCUGAACAGGUCUAAGCACCACCAUGCCUCAGCCAGGUAGCAGUGGGAUGGAGCCUGUCUUUGGUGAGGCCUAUGGGACCAACGGGUUAUCUGUGACCUUAGAGCCAUUCACCAUCUCUCCUACAGGGGGCAGUGCAGAGUCAGACAACUGUCCUAAGGGUGUGGUGGUGAUGUUGGGGGCCCCAGCCCUGUCCCUGUGUCGAGGCCAGCAGCCUGGAUGUGAGCUACUCAGUGAUCUCUUGGAGGAUGUGAUCACUGACGACACACACACCUCCGAGCGUUGCUGGGACAUCUCGGCCCUGGAUGACAUCACACACUACGCCAAAGGCAGCCCAGAGGGGCCACCACCGAGCUGCGAGUGCUCCUUCGUCUCACCUGAGGGAUGCAGAGAAAAACCAUGGUUAUCCCUAAGACCAGAUGACAGGCAGCCGAGGAACCCCACAGACCUCACACCCUGUGUAGGGUUGGGGGCUGGACACCUCCUCCUGGCUGGUAGAUUCCCGGAGUCCUGGAGCCAAGAGGCUGGAGGGCGGGAGAGUGAAGCUAGGGAAGGGCUGCAGCAGGUGGGGCAGGAAGAGAUGGUGCAUAACUACUCUCUACAGAGUGAGCCAGACACUGAGUCUAGUCAAGGAACAGACAGCGAUAUUGAAGAGGAAGAGGAGGAGAAGGAGGAAGAUGGGAAAAAGGAAGAGGAGAAGGGGACAGAAGCCAUGGAGGAAGAGAAAGGGAAGGAAGAGGAGGAGCUUCAGUCCCAUAAGAGACAAAAGAAACGCCGGCGUUACUGGGAAUGUAGCCUCUUCAGUGAAGCAGACCUGGGGAGAGAUGGAGAGAAAGAGAGACGGAGAACCGAAGAGAGAUAUGAAGAAAGAGAUGAAGAUAAAUAUGAAGGGGAUAUAAUCUGUGGCCCUAGCACCCUACCCACCACCAUAUGCCUGAAAGAGGGGACCUCCACCAAUGGUAAGCGAGGCCAGAGAAAAGCCCGUCGUACAGAUGCCAGUGACCUGACCCCCAGCCCUGGGAAGCUACAGAGCUUGGGAGAGCAGCUCCAUACACUCAGCUCUGCUCUGGAGGGCCUGACUCCUGUCAGUGACCUGCCUGUUACUGCCAGGACCCCAACACGAAAGGAGAGGAACAAACUGGCCUCCAGAGCGUGUCGGCUGAAGAAGAAAGCCCAGCAUGAGGCCAACAAAAUCAAACUGUGGGGUCUGAACCAGGAGUAUGAUGGCCUGUUGUGGGCAGUGCUGCAGAUAAAGGAGCUGAUCCGCCAGAGAGUGGAGAGCAGAGAGGAAGACACAGAGAGAGGAUGUCUGAGAGAGAGACUGGAGGACAUUCUGAAGGAAUCAGCUGGGCCACGUGUAGCAGGACGAGGCAAAGCGUUUGUGGAGAGGAUAUUGAAGAACCCUGCCCGGGGACAGAGCACCAGAGAGACUAAGGGAGAAGGAGGGUCAUCAGACCCUAGCCACUAACCUCUUCUCCCCACCAGAGUCACUAUCCCGCCCCUUCUUGCUUCACUUUGCACUUUCUAACAUGGAGAGAAGGUAGGAUAGGCAGGCAGGCAGACAGACAGAUAGAGAGCAUCUGCUGUGCCUCUAGCUGUUACAGUAUAGCUGAUGAGUGUCUCAGAACAUUAACGUCUGGCAUGUUUGUUUAAGAUUGUGUGUGUAAGGGAGGAAGUGUGCAUAAUUCCAGUGUAUCUAUUGCAUUAUGUACUAUAGUAUAUACCAUCGUGCCUAAAGGAGGACACUGUGUGCUGCUAGCUAGUCGUAGUUAUACACUAUAAUGGAAGAACAGGGAGAGGAGUGACAGUGAGUAUGGUGCUUAUAACAGUGGACAUGAUGACUAAGCUGUUUAUCUUGACGUCCAUUUUGAAUCGUACUGUAAACCAAAAGUGCAUAGAUAAACUUAGACUUGGGGAAGGACUUUGGCAUCACGUGAAUGUUGCACAGUGCUUCUCAAAGAUGCUGAAUGCUGCUUGCAUGGUUGUUUUAUAUGUCUCUGCAUUCCUUACAAAGUAAAUUAUGUUUCUCUACAGAUCCUCUUUAAAACUGAUGUCAUAAUGUACUGUACUUCUCUACAGAGGAACCUGUGUAGAGGAUAAAAAUAACCUUAAACCAGGGAAACUCCCGUCCUCAGGAGGGCCCUGUGUUUUCUGGUUUAUUUUCUUCCUGCAAAUCAGUGACUGGACUGCUACCUGGGAAACCUGGCCCCAUGUUCACAAAGAGUCCCGGAGUGCUGAUCUAGGAUCAGUAGAUCAUAAUUAAUAGGAUUACAUGGACAAGGGGGGACCUAAUCCUAGAUCAGCAUUCCUUCCCUGAGACACUUUUUUAACAUGGGCCCAGGCGUGUCUUCUCUCGGCAAUGAGUGAUUAAGUGCUACAGGGAGAAGAGAGAACAGCACUGCACCCCUGAUUACCAUAGUUGUCCAUCCAUGUCCUAAACCCACAGUACUGUAACUGUUAGAGAGAUCCACAUCAAUGGUUUCAAAUCUGAUUCAUAUAUUUCAUAUAUCUGAUUAAUCUAUCUGAUUUUUCAUCUGAUUCAUCUAUAUAGGUCAACUGUGCUUUUUGUAGCCUGUGCCUUUGAAUGGUCUUUGAGAGCAAUAUAUUAAUACGCACUACGCACACCACCA